ACCAGUAAUCAUUUCGUUUGUGAUUUUGUUUCUACUGAGACUCGAUUAGCCUAGCUUCAAUUCUAUUCAGAUUAAUCAAUGGAUUCUCAGAUGCUUGUGGCGCUUGGACUAUCCCUUGUUGGGGGAUUAAGUACUUCUUUAGGUGCGCUUUUCGUAGUUCUUAGUGAGACUCCCAAUAUGAAGAUGCUUGGACUUCUACAGGGUUUUGCGGCAGGUCUGAUGUUGAGCAUAUCGUUCCUGGAUUUGGCUCAUAAUGCUAUAAACUCUAUUGGGUUCUUAAAAGCCAAUCUCUGGUUUUUCGGUGGUGUGAUAUUCUUUGCGUGUAUUGCCAAAUUCAUACCCGAACCAACAGUUGGUCCUUCUACUGACGUGAAAAGAAGAAAGAAAAGUGGAGACGAGGGAGGUAAAGACACGAUGAAGAAGCAUCGCAAGCAAGUCUUAUAUAGUGGACUUAUUACAGCUAUAGGCAUAAGCUUGCACAAUUUUCCAGAAGGGAUGGCGGUAUUUCUCGGAUCAAUUAAGGGCAUGCGAGUUGGUGUUAAUCUGGCUUUGGCCAUCGCUUUACACAACAUUCCUGAGGGUGUUGCAGUUGCACUUCCUAUUUAUUUUGCAACAGAGAGCAAAUGGCAGGCAUUUAAGUUGGCAACACUCUCUGGUUUAGCUGAGCCUCUAGGUGUAAUUAUUGUGGCCUAUCUUUUCCCAAGAAGCUUAAGUCCAGAAAUCCUUGAAGGUUUGCUGGGAGCAGUUGGUGGGAUCAUGGCUUUCCUAACGUUGCAUGAAAUGCUUCCUUUGGCAUUUGAUUAUGCGGGACAGAAACAAGCUGUGAAGGCUGUGUUUUUUGGCAUGGCAUGUAUGUCUGCGAGUCUUUACUUUCUGGAGCUGAGUUUACCUGAUACAAUGAGCUUGUAAGGUUAAUGAUGUCAUGUGCAAUAAUUGCCUCCCCAAAGAGUAAAACAGUCUCUGGAGUGAAGUAGUCUCUUUGUAUCUGUAAAGACUGAAAUCUGUAAACAAUGACUAUUCAUUUUUAAUUCAAAGGAAUAAUCUCUUUAACAUAUU
Molecule: messenger RNA, 1056 nt
Organism: Arabidopsis arenosa
Lineage: Eukaryota; Viridiplantae; Streptophyta; Magnoliopsida; Brassicales; Brassicaceae
Source: the annotation of a GenBank genome assembly